Molecule: messenger RNA, 6168 nt
Organism: Carassius auratus (goldfish)
Lineage: Eukaryota; Metazoa; Chordata; Actinopteri; Cypriniformes; Cyprinidae
Gene: rgl3a
Product: ral guanine nucleotide dissociation stimulator-like 3a
Exons: 22
Coding region: 2628-4976 (782 amino acids)
Biological process (GO): Ras protein signal transduction
Cellular component (GO): plasma membrane
Molecular function (GO): guanyl-nucleotide exchange factor activity
Source: RefSeq, a predicted model, not a curated record
AUAGAGAGUACUCUUUUUUUGUUGUUUGAAUGAAAUGUAUAUAGAUUAUUUAUGUUAAAGUAAGAAGUUGUGUUGAGCAAUGUUUAUUCAUGAUUUCUCUUAUAAUAAGAAAUAGUGGACAGGUUUAUCUCUCAGGGAGAGACACAGGAACAUUUGGAGAAGAUGAAGGCAUAAAAUGAGAGAUUGCUGCUUGAUCUGAAGGAAGAGAUGGAUAUGUCACAGACUCAGUAUCAGGAUGUAAAAUACUCACGAGAAACUGAAUUCUCAAGUGUCUGACAGAUGCUGCAGGACUGUGAGCAUGACCUGCAGCAGGAGCAGCAGCACCGUGAUGCAGCUCAAGAAGGCCUGGAGAGACUCACACAUACACUAAACAUUGUCAAAGCAGGAGUGCAGCAGCUCAGUGACAGACUACAGCCCAUACCCCUGAUGAAGGAUCCAUCACCACAGCUGUCUUUAGACUCAGAAGGACACAUGCUGCAGCUGAUGUCUGAGACUGAGCAGAAACUGAUGCUACUGAAGGAGGAACUACAGGGAAUAGAUCUGGCAACCAUCUUGAAGGAGUUGAAGGAAGGAGAGGGGAGGAACACAAACUAGUCAUGUUGGUUUCCAUGCCAGAAUAGCAGGGAAACUACCACAGUACAACACUCACGUUCAGCUGCCUGACACCCAGAAACAGGACUUUUUUGAUGAUGAGGAGGACAGCGGCGUGGAUGAUGGUGAUGUCACCAACCGUGUCACACUGAAGCAGCAGUCGCAGUCAAUCAUCGACGCAAACACCAGGAGGAAGACUCGCAUCAAAAAGAGGAAAAGCCAACUCUGAUCUGAUCCAGUCAAAGGAAGAGAGACCAACUUUAGAAAAUACCUAGAUUUUAUAAACAAUUUGACAAUCCUAAAGCAUUGUACUUAACUCUUCAUGCUCAAAUAUUAUGUUUUCAUAACGAAAUAUUCAGAGGAUUCAUCCUUUAUUGCCAUAACAUUUUCCCUCAUUUUAAAACCAAAACCCUUAUGAGAAUUGCUUCAUAACAACACAUGAUCACAGACCUACUUCACGAAUGGGAUUCUAAUCAUUAAUAUUCUUAUAGCAUGUUAUGCAGAAUGACAUUCCCUUGUACAGGUUCACUUUUCUACAUCAUUUACCCUUCCUGACCUUGUUAUAUAAGACUCUGAAGGCACUGAAGCAGAUAAAAGUGUAAACUGCUGAUCUGUACACCAGAGUGUGAGAGAGAGGGUGUGUGUGUGUGUGUGUGUGUGUGUGUUUCAUAAGGCACAGCUCAAAUGAACACUGAAAUAUGCACUAAGAGAUAAUAUGGUUACUUAUAACCUAUGGUCCUUUCUGUGCAUGCCAUCGGUUUAUAAUCUACAUUGUGUUUCUAUUUCUGGUUUAUCAACAUUAAUGAAUCACAACUGUAAAUUACAGAUAUUUAUUAACAACUGAAAUCAAGGCUGAUAAAUAAGUUUCAUUUCUAAUUUGGCUGUAAGUCAGUUGGUUUUCUGUUCUCUUUGUUAAAUCACACAAACAGGGCAUAGAUAUUAAAAACCAUUCCAACAAAGAAAGUGUAAAAGUCAAUAAGAAAUAUCUCAGAGCCAAUACCAUGGCUCUGAUUCAGUAUAUGAAUACAUUGUUUUGGAACUGUCUGAGUCAUUCACUUAAUGAGCAACUCUGACAUUUUCUCUGCUAUUUCAUAACAUCUCACCCUUUCAGUCUGGCAACCGAGCGAGGUUCACGUACAUGCGCAACAACCGCACGAUUUUACUUCGUAUGAGCGCCAAAGUUUUAACGUUUCUUUGCCAAAUUUAAACACAGAAGUGAGGUUUUGCUAAUAGGACGCGCUCGUGUUCGAAAAUAAGUUAAAAGGAGGAGGCGGUAAUGGAUUGGAAAUCUGAAAAAGGAGGCCUGUGUCUUUGUUUACCACGGUGAGGUCUGCGUUUGUUUGACAUUGAACGCUGUUUAAUGGGUUUCAGGGUUUCUGCUAUCACUCGGGAAAAUAUUUGAUAGUCAUAAGACAAUGUUUUGUCAAUUAUUAUCGAGUGUGGUUCAGAGAAAAUCUUAAAAGUUUUAAUAGAAACAACCAAAAUCUUUGUUGUGAUAUUAGUACCCUUAGUAGAGCACAUGUAGUCACGUUCUCUUUUGGAGUAAUCACCCGUCUUUUACUUCCCUUGUGUUUUUGGUAUUUAAUUUAUUAAUCGUUUUAUGUGGUUCACAUUGUGCACUUUUACCAGUUUAUUCACUGUUCCUGCAGACAAACACACAAGAACAAUGAGCUGUACUGUUACUGCUAAUUAUAUCCAACAGAAGUGUACUGAGUGGAAUAAACUGAACUGACAGCCCAUUAGUUUGGGAAACAAUCAGAUUAUUGUGUGAGUUUGUGCUUGUUUGUCAGCAUAGAGAGAAUCAGAUGGAUGGACGAGAAAUGCAGGGUUACUAGAGUUUAGAUGCUCCAUAUGUAUAAGACAUAAGAGUCUAGUGUUCUGAAGCAGAUCAUGAAGGAUCAUUCUGGAAGGUCAUGGCAACCCAUCUCCUGGUUUUAGCAGAGUUCAAACAUGGAGUUUUAGGAGCUGAUCCACUACGAACAAACACUGGAUAAGGAGCAUCAUCCACAGAAGUUGGUGUAUAAUUCAGGUGGAGGAUGAGGUCCUCUCUGGUGGUGUCUGGUGGAGAGAAGGGUCUGCGAGCGCGAUUUGAACGAAUGAGGAAUCUGCUGUGCCAGACUGGGCAUCAUGUGGAUGUGCAGAUGGACGAGGAGCCCGGCGUUUGGCUCAGGAGCUUCCAUCUGCUGGACCUUGAGGAACACAGUGAGGACCCGGUGCAGGAGUGGGGAGAGGAGGUGGAAGACGGGGCCAUUUAUGGCAUCACUCUUCACCGAGAACCCAUCCAGCCCCCACCUGAUGCCCCCGAGAACUCUUCUGCCUUCAGCUUCAUGCAGUACCGCACACAGAAGGUCCGCAGGCUUAAAGCAGCCACUCUGGAGCGUCUUGUUACAGAAUUGGUGAACCCGGAGUGCCCUGACCCAGACUACAUGCAAAUCUUCCUCUCCACCUACAGAGCCUUUACCUGCACAAAUGCUCUCAUAGAACUCCUGUUUCAAAGAGAAAACAUGGUUACCAAUCUGGACAACAGUGUCUGCGUUAGAAGUUCUCUGCCUCGUCUGAUUCGGCUAUGGUUAGACGAGUAUCAAGAGGAUUUUCGGGAUUCUCCAGGUCACCAGGCUCUUCUCCUGCUCUGUAUUCAUCUGCGUCAUCGCCUCUGUUUCAGACGUCUGGUUCAUCAAGCUGAUGCACUUCUAAAAAAAAUUCAGACGGAAGAAAGGCUCGGAGAUGCAUCAGCAGAAACCAGCACAACUGCUGUAGAGAAUCAGACAACUGAAGAUGCCACAGACAGACUGGACACAGAAGAGACUGGGGAUGUACUGGCCUUCCCUGCACGAGACAUUGCUGAGCAGCUCACGCUAUUAGACGCUGAGCUCUUUGUCAAAGUGGUUCCAUUUCACUGCCUUGGCUGCAUUUGGUCUCAAAGAGACAAGAAAGAGAAUCGAAAUAUAGCGCCUACAGUCCGUGCUACCAUUGCCCAGUUCAAUGCCGUCACUAACUGCGUUAUCACCUCUCUGCUGUGCCCUCUUUCCACAUCCCCUCCUGGUUCCCCAUCCUGCACUCGCAGUGGCCCUACACACAGGGCAAAGAUUAUUGAGAAGUGGAUCUCUGUGGCUCAGGAGUGCUAUCAGUUGAGAAACUUCUCCUCUCUAAGAGCCAUCUUAUCUGCUCUUCAGUCUAAUGCUGUUUACCGGCUAAAGAAAACUUGGGCAGCAAUCAGCAGGGAGAGUAUGGCUGCCUUCGAUCACCUCUGUGACACAUUUCCUGAUGAGAACUGUGUGCUGGUCAAUCGAGAUAUUCUUGUAGAGGAAGGAAGCCAGGCAGCUGAUGUUGACACUCACAGCGCUCCAAAGUCUCCCAGACUCAGCCCUACAUCCGAGCACAUGACCCCCUCCAGCGGUGAGGUGCCAUACCUGGGCACUUAUCUGACUGUUCUCACCAUGUUGGACACCGCACUAAGUGAUAAUGUAGAGGGGGGUCUUAUCAACUUUGAGAAGCGUAGAAAGGAGUUUGAGAUUCUGUCUCAGAUCAAGCAGCUGCAGGCGUCAUGUGCUCACUACAAACUCCAAUCACAUCCUCACAUCAUUUCCUGGAUCAACGGAGGCAUACCCCUUUCUGAUCAGAAGAGCUAUGAGUUGUCAAGAGAUCUGGAGCCACCAGUUGACCCCUGUCCCAGCUCUCCCAACCCCUGGAGCCACCGGCUCAUCACCAAGAAACUGACCUCAUUGCUGUCUGGCAGUGAGAACUUCUCAAAGAAGACUUUUGCUGAUCAGAUCAGUGUAUCAUCCUCUGGCUCCAGUGGCUCAGAGAUGGAGGAUCUCAGCAGCCCCAACCUCUCACCACUUAGAUACAAAGUACAGUCUGUAUCCUGUCAGGACAUCUCAGUGGACACAGCCACCUCCUCUCUGACUCCGCCCAGCUCUUUUCGAAGAUGCCUACAGGCGGAUAUGUCUGCCCUGAGCCCUGACAGCCCUUCCCCUACAUCAUCUUCAUCUACAUCAUCUUCAUCAUCGUCCUCUCCUUCUCUCAAGCAUCCCAUGUACAACAAGCAGGUCGCUGAUUCUUGCAUCGUCAGAGUCAGUGUGGAAUUUGGCAACAAUGGAAACGUUUAUAAAAGUAUUUUGAUAACCAGUCAGGACAAGACAGCUCAGGUGAUUCAGAGAGCUCUGGAGAAACACAACUUGGAGGAGAUGAACUGCCAAGAAUUUAGUCUCACACAAGUGCUCUCCAAUGACAAGGAGUUGCUGAUCCCAGACAAAGCCAACGUGUUCUAUGCCAUGUGCACCACUGCCAACUUUGACUUUGUGCUUCGCCAGCGUUACAAAAAUCUCAGCAGAGCGCCUGGCUCAUCCUGGAGUCCUGGAGCAGUUUGGAGGUCCCGCAAGUAACAGAACCUCGAUGACAACUCACAAUAUGGUGGCAUCAUACAUGAAAAACUAUAAAAGUGAACAAAGACUAUAUAACCACAUGGACGACUGUGAUGUGUGUGUGACUACUGGAUGUUACGCUUAGUUAAAUUUAAAAACAGACUGAGCUCUGAAGCACCCUGGAGUCACAAGAUAUGACAACAUCUCACUCAGUAAUGUCUCACUGACAAAUAGCAAGGAAACUGUAGCACAGCUGCCACAACAACAGUUCUGAUUUAAAACUGCAGGAAGAAACAAGACCUGGAGAAGUUGCAAUAAUUGGCCACAUCUGCUUCCAGUUUCUUCAGAGGUUUUGCUUUGAAAUGGGAGGUAACGCACACGAUCCCUGAGUUUUACUGAGGAACAUCUGGAUGUAGGUGGAUGAACACAAGUAUGACCUACAAAUGCAAGCGUUUAUGUAGCUAAUAUUCAGCGAUAGGUGGAAAAGUGAAAUUUAUAUUAUAUUUAGGUUGUUUUCUAAGUGACAUAAUAAAAAUAUUUAUAUAAUAUAUUUUAUUUAGUUUUAAUAUCAUUUUAAUAAAGAUCGCGUUAUUUUAAUGUUUGAUGCAUUUCAGUUUUAGAGUAUUUAAUUUAACUUUUAUAUGUGCUAAUUCAUCUCUUUUGUUUGUUCUGUGUUCUGUAUAGUUCUGUUUCCUUUCAGCUCUUUCUUUUUAAUAUUUUAGCUAUAUUUAUGUGCAAUAAUUUCGAACCUAUAAGUUGUUUCUUUAUGUUUUUAAGACUUUUGGCAUCUGUGCCGCAUCUUUGUUUGAAUGAAGGAUGCUUGAACUUCUUUAUCACUUGUUUUUCUCAAGUUGAAUAUGUUAACUUGUUUUUCUGGUAGUGUCAAAUGAAGUAACUCAUCCAUAUUGGAUAUCUCGUGACUUUCUGAGCAAAUGCAAUUCAGAGAGCUGAAGAGCCCUGUGUAUGUGUUUUGUGAAAGUUAAAGUAAGUUAGUUGCUGAAGGAUGUGAAAUGUAAGUGCUUGGUGUGUGUGAAAUGGUUUGCUGCUAAAUAGUGGUGCAGGUGUAGUGUUCCUUGGAAACUACAGCAAGUGUUUUUGCUAAAUGGAAGAGGGCCUGAAUCAGCAUUAAAAGCACACUAUUGCUGUUUGCACAGAAAGCCACAAUUCCUGACUGAAACGUGUCUGUCUUUGUGUCAUUAAAAAGUUAAUUUGG